AUGGAAACCCUCAUUAACGUGGAUGAUGUGAAGAAGACCGCAGAUAUUGUCGCUUAUGAUAGUCUACAUUUACAAAAAGUUCUUCUAGAAGCAGAAGAACGGGCUUUGAGUGUCGAACUCUUUAGGAAAAGAGAGAAGGAGGAAUGCACCUACUGCACAGAUAGACAGAACAGAAACGUGAGAUAUGAAGAAGAGUUAGAGCAUGAGAAACUUGUGGAAUGUCAGAAGGCGUUAGAACGAGAGAAGAUAGCAAAAGGUAUGCAAUGCACAAAAGAAGAUAAAAUACAAUUGAGGUAUAUGCAGAAGAUGCAAAUGCAGGAAAAACAAGAUAAAGAAGCAGAAGAGUCUGCAAUCGAAGACAUGUGGCACCAAAUAUUGCUUAGCGAUGUUACGUUCAAGGAAGAACAAGAGUUAUUAAAAGCUGAAAGACUCAAAUAUGAGAUGCAGGAAAGAAGGCGUGCUUACGAUGAGCAGAUCGCAAGCGCUAAUAGGAAGAGACGAGACGCUUUACAAAGGCAGAGAGAAGAAGAAAAUAGACGGAUAGAAAUAAUGAAGAAACGAAUGGAAGAGGAAUAUUUCGACGCGAUAAGAAGAAAGAAGCAGCAACAAGAAACAAAUAAAGUGAACUACAUAUCAGGCCACGAACAAAAGCUACUAAGGAUUCGAUAUGAAAAACAGAAGGACAGGCAAAUAGACCAGAACACUAUAGAAGUUGCUUUAGGCGAUCUCCGCAGAGAGCGGCAAAGGAAAUUAAAAUCACUGCAAAGAGAAAAGCAGGUGUGUCUAGAAAACAUGAAGAGGGAGAGGACAAUGGUGGAGAAUAUGCAAAGAGAAGGUGAAAGAGUAGCUGACGAAUAUAAGAGAGAGAUGGAGACAGUGAGUGACAGUAAAUUAGUAGCAAUGGAAAGACGGGCGCAACAAAAUAAAGAGGAAUUAGCAACAGAUUACAGACGAUUCUUACACAAAAGGAACAGGGAAAUAGAAAAAAUGCAACAGAAUAGAAGAGAAGCCACGGAAAGUGUAAAAAGGACAGCUAUUAACGAGUUAGAAUUAAAACUAAAAGAAGCAAGACAGGAAUUUGAAAAGCAGACGGAAUAUAGAAAUAGUCUGAAUCGGCAAAUGCGCGAAAAUGAAAGCAUAUUGGAUGUUGAAUCAAUAAGUAUGGAACUAAAGCAAAAACCAUUUACUAAAAGAGCGUCUGUGUUCAAAGACAAAAUGAAGAAUAAAAUAAAUGAAGCAAGGAAUAGGUAG
This is a messenger RNA of Leptosia nina, 1251 nucleotides long. The record is from the annotation of a GenBank genome assembly. NCBI's taxonomy places the organism in Eukaryota, Metazoa, Arthropoda, Insecta, Lepidoptera, Pieridae.